GAUUAGUAAGGCCUGGCAGCAGCUGAAAGUUGGUCAAAGUUGAGCCUCUACCACCUGCGUCUUCGCGAGGUAGUCUGUUCGCCUUUUCGCACUGUAACGAAGCUGUAACCGCGCACUCAAACAGUUCGUCAGCAGCUCUAUGGUCAGCAAAAAAUACACCGAUAAAACUACGGUCAUCGCAUCUUGUCGGCUUUUGUGGCCGGUGGGACGCGUGAACAGAUAAAGCACCAUUGCGAAGGCAUCAAUGCCCAAUAUGGCUGCGCCCGCAUUGUAUACGUGCCAUUAUGCGCGCCUACAGUGACAUGUUCCAGCGCUGAUUUGAAACUGCUAACUGACCGAGACAUAAGACAAGCUCGGAUUUACCUUUGUUGACUUCCCUCUUGCGGGAACUCGUUUCGUCUUGCACCAAUGUGAUGUGCAUUUCGUGAGCGGACGUUUGGACGGUGCUACGCGCAACACGUGCGUGCCGUUCAUUCAUUCACUCUUAAGUUUUUCGUCGACUGCGUUACAAGUUGUCUAUAUUAUGUUUUGAAUGCUGGACUGGCACUUGGUUUGACACUACCAACGCAAUGCGCUUUUCCGUGUCUCACACUUGUAAAAGCAACAGCGGCCGCUGUGGCGAGAUUUGGGCUCUCCAAGGCGCUUCCGACGCUGAGCGCUUCUACACACCGAUGUGCCUGCUGUACACGCAAGCCGGUAGCGUUCCUCACUUGACGUACGACAUGCUCCACAAGAUCAAGGGCGUCGACCAUCACCCGGCGCUAUUCCCCUUGCCUCCCAUCGCCAACUUUUCAAACUCGGUUCAGGAGUUCGGCGCCGGAAUUUCCAAGUUCUCAGGCAUGCCAACGCAUCCAGCUUUCGUCAGGAUUCAGGAUCCCAUGAAGGCGACGCCGUCUGGGUUCAACGACAAGGCCGGCGUUUCCAUCUGGGAUCAGGGCGGUCGCAUUCACCUGAACGUCCCUAGUUUCAUGCGCAUCGUGGAAUCGUUCAAGCCGUGCUGCUACCAAGCCCUUUGCGACAGCGAUACGCCCAAGGAUGCCACGAGGAAAAGGCUUCAGCGCGCCGUCGAAAGAACAACCUCCCUGCUGGAUCAGUGCGUCGCUGCUAAAUCUGUGUCAAGCGCCCUCCGCGACAGUUGCAUUCUUGGAACAGUCGUUGGCGGCUACAGCAAAGAGCACCGCCAUACCUCCGCGAAGGAGAUUGCCAAGCGCGACGUCGACGGAUACGUCAUCGAAGGCUUUCACAUCGACGGACCGGCGUCGAAAAGCCUAAAGUUCGAAGAGGUGAAUGACCUCUUGGAGGAGGUCAUUUCGUUUUUGCCCGAAGACAAACCGCGGUUCAUGCACGGCAUACUGCGGCCAGAAUUCAUACUGAAGGCCGCUAUGAGCGGCAUAGACGUCUUCGACACGUCGUUCGCGAACGCCGUUACCGAUGAUGGAAUGGCUAUGUCAUUCUGCUGCAGCUGUGACAAUGACAAGGGCCUCUCGUUGAUGCUCGAGAGGGACCUGUUGGAUCACGAACUUGUGCUGGACAUGAAAGAUUGCAAGUACAGGGACCAGUUUGUUCCGCUCUUGGAGGGAUGUGCAUGUUACGCAUGCAGACAUUUUACACGGGCCUACGUCAACCAUUUGCUAAACGCGGGGGAAAUGCUGGCGCUCGUGUUGCUAAACUUGCACAACAUCCAUCAUUUCCUGAACUUUUUCGAGGCUAUCAGGAAGUUUCUAAAGGAGCAGUACUGAUAAUUAAAUCGCUGGUGCUCGCGAUCAAACCACAUCUCUGGAAACUCCUAGUAGACGGAGCCAUUGACGAAUAAUAAAAUGCACCAUUCAGAUGAGAACUAAUGGGCAUUUGUGUCAGCCCCAAAUAAAAUUGGACAGCUCAUAACUGCAACAUUCUUGAUGAACAGUGUCACAUGGAUACGAUGCUAACAGGAAGAAAGGCGCUUUCUGCAGUUGUAGCAGAAAUGUAGCUGGUGCUGUGAUAUCGUCAUAAAAUUACAAUUUUGGUACGCUGUGUGUAUAAUUUUGCAUGGCUGCGUUUUAGCUUUUCUCAUUUUGCACAGCAUCAACUUGGAUGGUGCAGACGAUGCACUCUCUUGAGUUGCAUUUAGGUGCUGCAUCCUCAAAGUGAUAGUCAUAAUAUAGAUCAAGGCCUGACAUGAGCCGCUACGUUGUCCCCUUCAGUCGUGAAUUGUGAUGUACUGCAACUCAAGAUGGUAGGACAAUCAUUUGUGCAUAUCCUAGUGAGUUUGUUGUAAUUAUAUUAAUUAAGUUUUGAUUUAGUGUACCGUAGUAGACACAUUUUUUUUUUUAUCAUAAAAAGAAAUGUUUGAAUCAAUAGUUCAAACCACAUGCACAAGUUGGGUAUUGGCUGCAGAAAUUACGAUGAAUGAAAAACUGUAUUUUCACUACUGCUGACAGGACAUGAUGCAUUCAACAUUCAAACAUGGCAGUGCCUUAGUAAAGUGGUCAUGCGCAGCAGUACUCUGCAGUUUGAAGUGAACUGGAGUUAUAGUUAGUAAGCAGAGGGUUCAUUUGACCAACAGCUUAACGUUUACAUUAUUUUUUUUCCCUCUGUUGGAUAUAGAAUAGAAGUUUAUUUACCACAUAAGUACACUGAUGUACAUAAGCGAUGGGGAUGGCAGGUUAAAAGCUGCAUAACGGCAGCUAGACUGGUCCCACCUCCCCAUGAACAACAAGCAGUAACAUGGCAACAUAUUCAUUAUACAUACUUGUAGCAAAAAAAAAAAAAGAACAUCGUACAGCAAGAGCAGAAAUAUCAACUUUGAAACAGUAAAGAAAUACUUUUCAAGUGACACACAAGAAAGUUAAUAUUCACAAAUGUAUUCGCAGUAAUGUGUUUUUAGAUACUUGACAUAUGUUUUCAUCACUUCGUUUAUAUUUGUUAAGUGUCGAGGGAAGACAGUAGGAAAGUGUUUGAAGGCCGUAAUUAGUGCAUGGGCACGCACCUGCCCAGUGUUCAGCGUAUCGAUAUAGGCGAAAAGCUGGCUUUUAUUGCAGGUUUGCAAUGUUUCUGAUAUGAGUAGUACCCUUACUCAUCUCACAUUUAAGGAAUGCAUAAGUUUAUAUUCAUAAAGAUGCUUUACUCGUAAAGUUUUAAACUUGAGGAAUACAUUACGUGUAUGUGAUGUGUAUGUGAGCGCCCGUCCAUGUCUCUUCUUGUGUCGUCUGUUUGGCGCUUUAGUACCUCAGUAACAUGCACCAGCUAGCCCAACAAAAAGUUCUGCUGGAAUAUCAGUAGUGUUAUCUGGCAUCUGCACAAUAUAUCUAAAGCUUUACUAAGUUUAUUUUGUAGGUAAUCUGUGUGGUGGUCCCAUAGCAUCAGUUUAUGAAAGAUAACACCGAAUGUUUUAGCUAUAGCAGAAAGUUCUGUUUUCGUGUCGUUGAGUGUGAAGCACUCGCAAGGUGAAGACUUCGCUCUAAAGAGGACCGCCUUUGUUUUGGAGCAAUUUAACUGAAGAGAGUUCUUUACCGAACAGUUACAUAUUUUCGUUAGUAUGCCAAAUUUAUGAGUUCAUCAUCAUUAGUUCCUCAAAAGAAUCGCUUGGUAUCAUCUGCGUAAGUAAUAUAGUUAGUUGAAUCAUCAAUAUUCACAGUGUCAUCUAUAUAAAUGAUAAAUGGAAGUAGCCCCAAUGUGCUACCUUGAGGCACAUCCUGCUUAAGUUUAAGCGAAGAUAAUUUCCUAUUUAAUGAUACCCACUCUUUCUGUUGGUUAUGUAACUUUUAAUUAAGUCUAAAACAAUUCCACAUGUACCAUAACAACUAAAUGUUUGUAAUAGUGUUCCGUGGUUAAUUCUGUCGAAAGCUUUUGAGAAAUUUAGGAAUAGUCCCAGUGUUAGUUUCCUUACCUCUAUGUUUUUCAGAAUUAGUUCUUUUUGUUUAAGAGGAGCAGUUUCAGUCGAGCAGCCUGACCUGAUCCCAUAUUGAAAUGGUGUUAAGACAGAAUGCUUGUUAAAGAAGUCAUUCUAAGGCAAAAACAAAUCAUAUACGCAAAUGUGUACCAUUGCACAACUUAGAAUACAAACAAGCAACUGAUCAUAACAUCCUGUUAUGGCGCAAGUUGUAAGUUCGACAUGCAAUCUAGCUGGUCUCUAAACAUAGAUUAGUAAGUGUGCGUCUUGGAUUGUGAAUUAAGCCACUGUUACAAAUGCAGGGGAAGCUGCAAACAUAGUGACACAUGGGAGCAGUUUCAUAAUUUAUUGCACUUGAAUUUGUGGUGAUAGUACACCAUGACUAAAAGGGUUAUCUUGUCACAUGGCAGUUAACCGACAAGACUAUCUUGUCAUGUGACCAUUAACCAAAUGGAUUAUUUUGUCAUGUAACAGUUAACCAAAGGAUCUAUCAUCAUGGGACAACCCAAAGGUUGACCCUGUCAUGUUGCAGUUAACCGACGGCAGUGUUCUGUAGGCGUACAGGGAGGGUGCAGCAUGUUUGCAAGGAAGGACAACACAUUAAGCAGACCGUUCGAGUUGUCAAAUGGCUGGGGUGCCUAAAGUUUUUAUUGCUUAGCAGAAGUACAUUGCAUUAGCAUUGGGACAAGCAUUUAUGCGAUUGCGUUGUGUAAAUUUGUGGCAAAGGUGAAAGACCCAUCACAGCUCAUAAUGUAGCUCUAAGUAGUGAAAUUGUGUGAAUGGAGAACAACAGCCAAAA
Molecule: messenger RNA, 4670 nt
Organism: Dermacentor andersoni
Lineage: Eukaryota; Metazoa; Arthropoda; Arachnida; Ixodida; Ixodidae
Product: queuine tRNA-ribosyltransferase accessory subunit 2
Source: RefSeq, a predicted model, not a curated record